AUGGAAAACCCCCAGGUCAAAUCUGAUAGCAACGGGUCCGAUGAAGUUGUGCUGCAUCGCAAACGCGAUUCCCUAGAUGGCUUUCAAAACCGUCGUCCGAGCAAAGGCACACAUGCCUAUUUCAAUACAAGAAACGAAGCUCCAUCCAGAUCGAUGCAACGGGGACCCAGACGCAAUACCAAUGAUACUCAACGUGAGCCUGCUGAGAUUGGCAAUGGCGUCGGCCCUGGCGGCAGUGGCAUGCAGGACAAGACACCUUCUAUCACACAGAAGGGCGCACGCAAGGGCCCGCCGCAAGAGGCACUGGACGAGCUAAAGCGCCUUCAGGAGGAGAUUGUUCUCAAAGCUCAUCUGAAUCGCCACAAAAACUUCGAUGAUUCCACGGCGAACCCUGAGAGUCUGGUGAAGUGUAGGGAUGGACCGGGAACGGAUCCAAACUCAGACUUCUACAAUGGAAUCACUCAAUGCAGGCUCUCGACCAGGCCUCAUGGGGAAAGUGCACGUUCCACUCGAACAUACAGAUUCGACUCCUUUCGGGGAGAGGCGGAGAGAUUUGCAGCUCAGUGGGAGUUCUAUGCAAACAGUCCAUCUGCAUAUCCAACUAUCGUUGACGGGAAGGUAUCCCUCGCGUCGCGCCCCGGGCCCGACCAGGAUCAUCUUCAUACGCAGAAAAAGGGCUUGCUGUACCCUAAUCUUAAGUUCGACCAAAAGCCUGUCGGUCAUAUGCCAGUUGAAGUUCCUGAGAACCAGUGGGCCGAUCUCUUCUUUGUCGACUGGGAGUUUCGUCCCCGUGCUUGCUCUAGCUUCGAGGGCUUUCGGGACUGGUUCCGCCGCUGGUUCGGAAUGCUUUCAGAGAUUGACUACUACAUUGAUGUCUAUCACGAAGCAUUUUUCGACGGCACGGCGCAUAUGGACGGGGCUCAAUCUUGCUUCAUUCCUGACCUAGAUCACCCUGUUGCCCACUUGGACGUGCGUGACGAAGAGACGCGCCUCCACUGCCAUGAGACGGCCGAGGGCUAUUGCCAUAAUCUGAAACUGCACAUCAAGAAAGCGGAGGAUGAGGAAAGGGUACGGAGAAGAAUGGCUCGCCAGAGCUACAUUGAGGGUCUCAAGAACUCAUCUCCACCUGACCCAAAGAGUCCCAGAGCGAAUGUCUACCUUCGAAUCGGCGAACAUCAUGAUAUCCCUGGGCUUCUCCCGAUCUGUAACUGGUACACUCAAAAUUCGAACUUGAGUACACGAAUAGCGCACAUAGACGAUGCGAUUCUGCGUCAGCGGAUCGAUGACUGCAGAAAUGCUAGAUUGCCAUUCCUGGUGGCUGCCGAGCGCGGAACUGUCGACGACAACAGCACCGAGAAGAUCCUGGGAUAUGCCAUGGCCACUGAGUCGCUGGGACACGGAGCCGCUGGUCAAUUCACCGCGGAACUGGAGGUCUUCAUCAAGCCUGAUCAGAAACGCCGCGGCAUAGGUAAAUGUCUUCUCGACAAGCUGAUUGAAGCGUGCGAUGCCACGUACAUUCCAAAGCGGGGAUACCUCUGCGACGCGAGCUGUGAAGAUCGCACUGGGCUCUACGCAGGCGGCUCGCGGACCAUUAAGCGUCUUGUGUUUGCCAUUGCUUAUUCGAAGAGCGACGUCCUGCAUGUCAAAUGGUUGCUUGACUGGCUGGAGCGCGAGUAUGAAUUCGAAGAACAAGGCGUGCUUAAAGGCGCCAGAGUCAAAUCUGGAAAGUUCCUUGAUGUCAGUUACUUGGUUCGCAGAGUUGGGUACGACGAUGGAGACACUUUCAAAGCUUGA
Molecule: messenger RNA, 1794 nt
Organism: Aspergillus clavatus NRRL 1
Lineage: Eukaryota; Fungi; Ascomycota; Eurotiomycetes; Eurotiales; Aspergillaceae
Product: GNAT family N-acetyltransferase
Exons: 3
Coding region: 1-1794 (597 amino acids)
Molecular function (GO): acyltransferase activity, transferring groups other than amino-acyl groups
Source: RefSeq, a predicted model, not a curated record